AUUGCCGCACAGGGGCCACACGUUUUUCUUUUUUGGAAUAUUAUCAGGAGAAAAACUCCAUACGUACGGGCUGCCGCCGCCGCUGUCGGCUGCCGGCUUGCCGCAGCACAGCCUGCGACGAUUCCGCGUGCAGUGACGGAUGCUUCAGCCCUGCUCCACCGCAUCUACGCGUGCGCCCCCCCGCGCCGUCCUCCCCUUCCCAUCCAUCUCUCCUCCUUCCACCUUCCUUCCCCAUUCCCCUGUUGCUCGCAGACCAGAUCACCAGAGGCGCGCCACCGCCUCCACUUCAUCUCGCUGGUUGCUGAACUGAUGAUUGAUACAUCCCCUGCCGCGGUUAACGCGACAAUGCCACGGUGAUCAGCUUGGGGGGGCUGGCACCUUACAUGGUCCGCGGCCUGUUCGACGGAAUUCCCCGCCGGGGCGUCUCGCGGUGGGGCUCGGCCGUCCGCCCCCGCGCAGGAUGCUCUUGCGGGUCUACGUGGGCAUGCUGGCGCGCGGAGCCAGGCCCGACGCGUACACGUUCCCGCCCUUGCUCAAGGCGGUGACAGCGGCCGCGGAGCGGGGCGCAGUUGGGGAUGCUGUUCACGCGCACGUGGUUAAGUUCGGCAUGGAACUGAACGCCCAUGUGGCGAGCUCUCUGGUCCUCAUGUACGCGGCCAGGGGCGACGGCGCGGUGGCCCGGACGCUACUGGACGCGUGGCCUGCGAGGGGUGGAGACACGCCCGUGGUGUGGAAUGCGCUUAUCUCCGGCCACAGGAGGAGCAGGCAGUUCAGGCUGUCAUGCUGCUCUUUCGUGGAUAUGGUGAGGACCGGUGUGGUGCCAACGCCGGUGACCUACAUCACGGUGCUCUCAGCUUGUGGGAAAGACAAGUACAUCUGGCUUGGAAUGCAGGUGCACAAGUGCGUCGUGGCAAGCGGGGUGCUGCCUGAUCUCAAGGUGGGGAAUGCGCUUAUAGAUAUGUACGCGGAAUGCAGUGAGAUGGACGCAGCUUGGGAGUUGUUUGAAGGCAUGGAGGUCAGGAAUACUGUGUCCUGGACAUCGGUUAUCUCUGGGUUUCUGAGACUAGGCCAGGUUGAUCAAGCCAGGACACUGUUUGAUUGUAUGCCUGAGAGGGACACCGUCUCCUGGACUGCUAUGAUUGAUGGUUAUGUACAAGCUGGCCAGUUCAGAGAGGCAUUGGAGAUGUUCCGUGAGAUGCAAUUUAGCAAGGUGAGGGCAGAUGAGUUCACAAUGGUCAGCGUAGUCACGGCAUGCGCGCAGCUUGGUGCUUUAGAAACAGGUGAAUGGGCAAGGAUUUACAUGAGCAGGCAUGGGAUCAAGAUGGAUACUUUCGUUGGCAAUGCACUCGUAGACAUGUAUUCAAAGUGUGGGAGCAUUCAGCAGGCGUUGGGUGUAUUCAAAGAGAUGUACAUUCGAGAUAAGUUUACUUGGACUGCUGUUAUACUUGGUCUUGCGGUGAAUGGCCACGGUGAAGAGGCCAUCAAUAUGUUUUACAGGAUGCUUAGGGUGUUUGAAGCUCCAGAUGAGGUGACCUUCAUUGGUGUCCUCACUGCAUGCACUCAUGCUGGCUUGGUUGACAAAGGACGAGACUUCUUUCUCAGCAUGACUGGGUCCUAUGGGAUUGCUCCUAAUGUGAUGCAUUUUGGAUGCUUAAUCGAUCUCCUUGGCCGAGCUGGGAAACUAAAAGAAGCACUGGAAACAAUAGGUAACAUGCCUAUGAGACCCAACUCUGCAAUCUGGGGGACCCUUCUGGCAGCUUGUAGGGUUCAUGGUAAUUCAGAGAUAGGUCAAUUGGCAGCAGAGCAUCUUCUUGAGUUGGAUACAGAGAACGGCAUGGUUUACAUCCUUUUGUCCAACCUCUAUGCAAAGUCCAAUAGAUGGGAAGAUGUCCGACGGCUUAGGCAGGUAAUAAUGGAGAAAGGAAUCAAGAAAGAACCUGGUUGCAGUCUGAUUGAAAUGAACGGCACAAUUCACGAAUUUAUAGCUGGUGAUAGAUCUCAUCCUAUGAGCAAAGAAAUAUAUUCCAAAUUGGACAAGGUACUCACUGAUUUGAAGGAUGCUGGGUAUGUGCCUGACUUAACUGAGAUCUUUGUUCAAGUCACGCGAGAAGAAAAAUAGAAAGUUCUUUAUUGGUGCAGCGAAUAGUUGGCUGUCGCUUUUGCAGUACUCAUAUCAGAUUCUAAUGCGACACUGAGGAUCGUGAAGAGCUUGAGGAUGUGUAUGGGUUGCCACAAUGCAAUUAAACUAGUAUCCUAAUUGUACACAAGAGAUAUUUUUGUGAGGGACAGGACAUGCUUCCACCAUUUUAGACAUGGGCUCUGCUUUUGGAAGGACUAUUGGUAACUCAGUAGGGAUCUAUCAUAUUAAAGAAUGGAAUAUCGGUGGUCUUGAGUCUGAGUGAUUGCUCAAUGGUUAACAAGGAUUUCUCAUUUCAACGUUGUACUGAGUGCAAAGUUGUAGCUCGGAGAACAAAGUUAGAAUUGCGACAAUAUUCUCAUGCCAUUAGAAGCUAUACAUUUUAUGUUCUCUUUGGGAUCAUCUCCAACCUUUCUGUUUCUGAACACUGAUUAUUAUAUUGGUGCAACAUUUAUUGAAAGAAAGCUUUUCAGAGACUUCCAUGGAGGAAAUUCUUGUAGUAACAUUGAUUUAUAUUCCGGCAUGAAAUUGGUUAUUUUGUGCAACCGUUUUCUAUCAAUCACUUGGUUAAUCAAUUGUUUGUGUCUGGUGAAGCUUUACUGUUUUGUGCUUAGUCAAACCUGGUAUGUUCUGUCCCCUCCAGUCCGCAGUUUUCAUAUGUUUGAUCCCGUUGACUAGUUGACAUUUGAAUGUAUUUUUAUAAUCUGAAAAUAUUGGCCAACUUUCAACAUAGGGUAUUUUAAUUCCAUGCUUGUUCAUAGUUGUUCACUAAAUCUUGACACACCUGAUGAGUCAGUCGUUCUGUUGAGUGGUUAUUGGGCUCAAGGCCCAUUCUUCUGUUGGCACAUGUGGUCCAAGUCCAUUUACCAACUAACCCUAAAUUAGGGGAGUUGCACACACUCGUGGAGCUCUAGCCACCAGAGCAAGAACAAGUGCAGACGAGAAGCCACAGAAUCCAAUAAAGGCGAGCCUGGGGAUUCCGAGCUCCCUUGCAAUGUCACCAGUCCACCAGUGCAUCACGUCGGAUAUUAUGCAGCUCGGAGGCGGGUGCACGGAGGUGCGCUGCGAGCGGUUCCCGGAGCGCGCCGCAGGCAUCCAAGAAGUUCACGAGCAGAUCACUGGAGUGAACCAAGUCUAGGUUCUCGCACCCGUCUGGUAGGCCGAAGCCCACGGCUGGGAAGCGGAGCUGCACGAGCUGGACCGCCAGGCCCGCCGCAUCCACGUCAGCAAUGAAGCCCGCUAACCUGUAGGCGUUCACCGGCGUGGUGAUGAAGCUGACCUGCGCACCGUGUUCAGCCAUCAGGCGGGCCAUGUCCGUCAUGGGAAUGGAGUGGCCUGGCGCCAUCAUCGGGACCAGCACGAAGUGCGCCCUCGGGGGUUCGCUCUGCCCGCUGUUGACGAAGGUCAUGGCUGCGUGGCAGUGAAGGUGGUGAAGUGAGUCAAGCCGGGAGCUGGACAGCAGCGCCGGCAAGAUGCGGUAUGGGAUAACGAGCUAGGUUGCAGUGGCGACAGUGGUGUACAUAUAGCACCUGGUCCUGGUACUUCAGGGGAAGUUGACCAGCUGACGAUUCGAAUGCAAUCAUGCAAGGAGUGCAGUGGCAGCAGCGUAUCAACUUGGUCGCUUCCUCCGAUGACGCAAGCUCACACGUCAGUUAUGUACUCGUGGAGUUAGCCAUGUGGAUGGAGCUUCUGGAGAUCCGUCCGAUCGGAGGCCCAGAUGAACGCGCGCAACAGCCUGCCAGGCUCAAGAGUCUACUGCUUGCUGACUUUAGCAGCCCGCCCAAGUGGAUGAUUCUGAACUUUAGUCCACUACUGCUAGGCUGCUUGCUUCUCAACGCUGUUAGAAGAUUUAAUGUACUACUGUAAUCCCUAGAAUCUCUACGUCUGGGCAGAAUCCUCGCGCUCUCAGCGCUCUGAGGCUUUCCGCGCGUGUGUUUGGGCCGUCUUGUCAGCGAGGCUGGGGUCUGACGGUUUGCUUCGCGUACGUGUCGUCGGCUCGUUGCUCGUGGGUCGGUUCGAGGGGGCACCUGGUGGGCUUCGUGAGCUUUCGCCUGGCCGUCUCUUGCCGUCUCUUUGCUCGUGUUUCUUUUUUUCGUCUCUUUCCUUCAGCAAGGGGCCCUCCUCUGCCGAUUCCUCGCUGCUCGCGGUUGUUGCGCCGCCGGCUGCUGCUGCUCUUCUUGCCUCCCGUCUUGUUGUGCGCUGCUGCUUCCAUUGUUUUCUCCCUUCCAUCCGGUGGUCUGCGCCGCAGGUUGUGCUGGUGGGAGUUGUUCGUUCGGUGUGGUCCUCUUCGUCUGUUCGUGUCUCUCGUGCUGCUGGUUGCUGUUCGCUAGGAAAGGGGGAGCCCUAGAUGCGCCGCGCCGCCAGCAUCUCCCAUGGCCGAUGCUCCUUCCAUGGCGCCUGCACCCGCCUCCCGUCUGUAAGGGGUAGAUCCUCCCCCGGCGCCGAGAUCGACGACACUCCCGCACCACGCGUCGUCUUCAGGAAUUCCAUUCACCGUGUUGUCAUCUUCUUCAGAGGGACAGCCUGAAAGCAUUGUCCAGGACAUUGAAAAUAUGAUGCACCUACACAUUGAUAAGGUAUUGAUAUUGCUUCAGUGGGUGCACAUGCCCAUACACAAGAUGUGCUUGUAGGUGCUUACUUAUGGAGUAAAACAUUUAUACCUUCUUUUGUAGCCAGACUGAAUCAGGGGCGGAGGGAGCACCCAGGCUAGCACGGGCUCUGGCCCCCUCUAAUAUUUGGAAUUUGUACUUGACCCUCCUCAUAACCUUUGCAAUUUUAUCCUAUAAGUUUCAGUUUU
Brachypodium distachyon (stiff brome) is the source of this 4934-nucleotide messenger RNA. Its product is annotated as putative pentatricopeptide repeat-containing protein At3g15930. The record is from RefSeq and is a predicted model, not a curated record. NCBI's taxonomy places the organism in Eukaryota, Viridiplantae, Streptophyta, Magnoliopsida, Poales, Poaceae. Gene Ontology annotation, biological process: RNA modification. The transcript is spliced from 5 exons. The coding region runs from base 461 to 2119 and encodes 552 amino acids. Gene Ontology annotation, molecular function: protein binding; RNA binding.